Molecule: messenger RNA, 1521 nt
Organism: Lachnellula hyalina
Lineage: Eukaryota; Fungi; Ascomycota; Leotiomycetes; Helotiales; Lachnaceae
Gene: PGS1
Product: CDP-diacylglycerol--glycerol-3-phosphate 3-phosphatidyltransferase
Exons: 5
Coding region: 1-1521 (506 amino acids)
Biological process (GO): cardiolipin biosynthetic process
Cellular component (GO): mitochondrion
Molecular function (GO): CDP-diacylglycerol-glycerol-3-phosphate 3-phosphatidyltransferase activity
Source: RefSeq, a predicted model, not a curated record
AUGAUAGCUAGGAGCGUCCUAAGAUGCUCUGCCACCCGAAGGCUUCAUUUAGGCCGGCCGCGAAUGGUCCUGGCUAAGCCGCGCAAAUUCUCGACAUCUACGCCCGUUGCGAAUGCCAAUAGCUCCUCGACAGCUUCAAUGCUAGGCGCCUUUACGAAUGAGUUGGACAGGAUAGCACCAAAGUUCGAGAUUCAAGGGUCACAGAUUCAGAUAUUGCGUACGCCGUCGGAUUUCUACGAGACACUGAAGUCCAAGAUUCUUGGUGCAGAGAAGCAGAUCUUUCUGUCUACAUUGUACAUAGGCAAAACAGAACAUGAGCUUAUUUUCACCCUCCAUCAAGCUCUUAAAAGCAAACCCAAUUUGAAGCUCAGUAUUCUUACUGAUGCACUGAGAGGUACUCGGGAGUCUCCGGAACCAUCAUGUGCUUCCCUACUUGCUCCAUUGGUAGACGAGUUUGGCUCGGACAGGGUUGAGAUUCGAAUGUACCAUACGCCAAAUUUGACAGGCUUGCGGAAGAAGUAUAUCCCAAAACGAAUCAAUGAGGGCUGGGGAUUGCAACAUAUGAAACUUUACGGAGUGGAUGACGAGAUAAUCAUUUCAGGGGCAAAUCUUUCCAAUAAUUACUUCACUGACAGACAAGACCGGUAUCACAUAUUCUCUUCAAAAGAGAUCACCUCUUACUUCUACAAGAUACAUAGCGCGACUGGCCUUCCUCCAACCUCGCCCCCCUCACCACUCAUCGAUCCCAAGAAGUACAUUUCAGCAUCAACCAGCAUCCUCCAUCCCCUGAUCAAGCCCUCCACCACCACCGCCGCCCCAUCUUCCCCUUCCACAAAAACAAACACAACAGUCUACCCACUUUCCCAACUCACCCAACUCCUAGACCCGGACACCUCCACCGAGUUACCUUCAAUAACCCACAUCCUCCGCACCCUCUCAUCCCCCUCCUUCGGCACCUCCUCCUGGACCUUCACCGCCGGUUACUUCAACCCCGACCCGUCCCUGACCUCCCUCCUCCUCUCCGCCGCCUCCACCAACAACACCGUCAUAACCGCCUCUCCCUACGCCAACGGCUUCUACGGUAGUAAAGGCGUCUCCGGCCUGCUCCCGGCAGCCUACACAUUGCUCUCGCGGCGCUUCCUCGAAAGCGCGCAGAAAUCCGGCCGCGAACACGACAUUGCGCUUAAGGAAUGGCGGAGGGGGACCGUCGGGGAGAACGGCGGCUGGACGUACCACGCCAAAGGCCUCUGGAUCUCGCUUAAUGGGGAGAAGGAGCCGAGUCUGACGAUUGUGGGUAGUAGCAAUUAUACGAAGCGCAGCUAUGGGCUGGAUUUGGAGGCCGGGACGUGUAUUGUUACGAGUGAUGAGGGGUUGAAGGGCAGGUUGAGGGAGGAGAGGGACGGGUUGCAGGAGUUUGCCGGGAAGGUGGGGAUAGAUGAUUUUUUGGGGGUGGAGAGGAGGGUUGGGAUAAGGGUUAGAGUUGCGAUGUGGAUUGUUAAGAUGGUUGGGGGAGCUUUGUAA